GGCUACGUCCCGGGUGGGCUGUUUCUGUCUUCGCUGCUGUUGGGGGCGAUUUAAUUGUUAUUGUUAGCACGCUAACUCUUUAAAAAUAUCCAGACAGAUGAAAGUGCAUUAAGAUACAUUUCACGUAUGUGAAAGACGAGCACGUUCACGUGUGAGAAACGAUCAAAACUGACGGAAAUAUGAAUGAUGCGGAUCCAGCCACGAGGAAGCACGCGAGUUCACGAGACCUACAGACCCCCAAAAAUGAGGAUGCAUAUGAAAUCUCGAUUCCCUUUGAAGAUAACAACUUUGAACAUCAGGGAGCCUUUUACAACCAAAACGACCAAAACUUUGAAGGUGGUAAUGAUGCACCAGCACCGGGCAGCUCGUAUCUGUUAAUCACUAACCUGCGCACACAACUGCAGAUCUCACUGGAAAAAAACUCAUGGCUUCAGAAACGCAUCGAGGACCUGGAGGAAGAGAGAGACUUCCUGCGCUGCCAGCUCGAUCGCUUUAUCUUCUCAACCAAGAGUCAGGAGAGCAACGGUAAUGAUUCCAGAGGUUUUUCAUGGAGGAGAAGAAGAGAAACUGAUCGGGAUCAACAAGCAGAGAGUCAGCGGCCAGUCAACCGUCAGACAUUUCAGCAGAGAUCAACCCAGCAGCAGGCCUCAGCCAACCCCAAGGUCCUGAGCUCGGCCCCCGGUCCAGUCGGCGCACAGAUAAACUCAAUGUUUGGACCCACACACCCUCAGUCUCUUCUUCAGGGCCACGGCGGUGGCAGCACAAGCAGCAGCUGCAGUAGCAACAACCGGUCACUUAAUGAACUGCAAGAAUCACUAUCUCUUCUGGGAGAUGAAGAGGACGAAUACCUGGAGGAUAGUUACUUAGAAGAGGAGGAAAUGAUGUCCGGAGAGGAUGUGAUAUCAGAGAGUAUGUCUCUUCGGAAUAUCGCCGGAAGACCCACCGGCAGUCAUCCGGCACUAAAAAGAAGGAGGGUCUUCAGAAUUCCCAGAGGGAGGGAAAGACAGAGAGUUAAAGAUGCAGCAGGUGUGUUGUUCCGCUAUAAGAAAAUCCUAGUGACGUACCAGAGGCUCAAGAACAUGUCCAAAGCCUUCCAGAUCCACGGUGUUGAUCGUAACACAGUGGCCUCUACCACACCCAUAGCCGAGCUGCUGCUUGUGGCACCGGAGAAGGUGGCUGAGGUUGGCGAGUUCGACCCAUCUAAAGAAAAACUUUUGGACUACGCCCGACGGUGUUACAUCGCCCUGGACCCACAGACUCUCAGCAAAGUGCAAGCUCUAAAGAAGAACAACCUUCUCUUGCCCAUCUCCUACAGGAUGAAAGGAACUGCCAAUCGAUAAUCGAGUGGUUUUAUUCCUGCUGUAUCAUGAAACCCCUUCACUGUAUUUUAUCGCACCGCAGAACACGCGUGUACCGCAUCAACCUCCACAUCCUGCUGUUCAGAUUGACUAUAAACAAGUCUACUUUUACCUCUGUAUUGCUGGACACACAGCUGCAGGUGCAAAUUUUCAGGUUUGGUGGAGAACUCACAAGAUUGGUACCCAUUUGUUUCAUUAUGAACUUUUAAUAAUGAUUUUAAUUAAAUGUCGACUUUCCAGAAGAUCUUCAGAAGUUUUGGAGUGAUUAGAUCCCUUCAUUGGGGACAGGCCUGUGUCCUGGUUCUCUGUAUCUUUUAUCACUUACCUGACAGACUGAAGGACUUUCCCCAGCUCGAUAUGAGCUAUUGAUGUAAGUUUUCAGGAGAACCAGUGGACGCAUAGAUGUGUGAACUCCAUCUGUCUUACACUGUGUGCAAAACAGCACCUGUACCUUCUCAUUAGAAUCCUAUUGGAUUUGUGCAUGCGUCUUUCAUGGACUGACUGUUAAGCAUGUAAAAUGUUUAUGUAGUAUAAGUCAGUCGUUAAACAGUUGGUAAUAGUACUAGUCUGCUGUAGUCUAGUACAAUGUAUAGUGCAGACGCUAAUCGGUAUUCAUGAUUGUGUCGGUCUUUGUUUUCAUCAGGACAGGGUUCGAGUGUUCACGUCUUAUGUGGUGUUCUUAUUUGAUAUGACUUUCACUGUAUGUUGUCUGGAUGCAUGUGGAUGUAUGCUUGUGUUGGGGUGUGCCUGAGGAUCUUCACUGCUACUUUAAGCAGCUAAAAAUAAACUAUUUAUGUCACAAUUUUGCUCAUCGACAUAAAUGCAUUGCAUUAGCUCUUAAUUUCACUGUCAUUUUAGUUAGUUCAGUUGAUUUCAAUUUUGUCUCAGGAACAAUUGAGGAGCUCUAAUGCAAAACCCUCUAAGUGCGUCUGACAUGUUUUCUUGUAAAUGAGUCUUUUUUUUACUCUGGAUUCUUCCAACAAAGCAGUAUUUCUGAAUGGCCUGAGGCUGGAAUUAUAAGCGGAUUUGGAGCAAAAGUAUUUGAUGAGUGCAGAUAGCAUUCAGUUAAUUUUAUUAUCUUAUUUUUUUGACAGAGGUGACAUUUAGCGGCUUUUGCAUCUGAGCUCCUUAAUUAUUUAUGGAUGUUUUCAAGUAUAGUUGCGCUAUUCAAAAAAUCUAAAGGUUGUUUUCCACUGUCACACAUUAUUAUCCAUCCUGAAAUUAAAUUUCAGUGAGUAGCCCAGAAUCUCUUGCUAAGAGAAACGUUUAUGAAAUGUACGAACUGUUUCUUUGUAUCGUCAUUGACACUAAAGUGUUUGAUUUCA
Molecule: messenger RNA, 2683 nt
Organism: Misgurnus anguillicaudatus (oriental weatherfish)
Lineage: Eukaryota; Metazoa; Chordata; Actinopteri; Cypriniformes; Cobitidae
Gene: ccdc106a
Product: coiled-coil domain containing 106a
Cellular component (GO): nucleoplasm
Source: RefSeq, a predicted model, not a curated record